AUGGCGCUUACUUCACCGUCCCUUUGGUCCCGGGGGCGGAAAGGCGGCAGAUUCCUUCGGCUUUCCGCUCGCCGGCACUACGUUCCUUCAAAUUCGUCUUCUCUCCGGAAAGGGCCCUCAUUCGUUCGGGCUAGCAGUCCUUCCCUGUUCCCCGGCCUCUCCACACGUCUGGCGCUGCGAACCAGCGGGUCAUCUUUUUCCUCGCCCUGCUGCUCACCUGCCUCUGUUUCCUGCUCUUCUCUCCGCGUUUCCUCUAUUCCGCGUUCCUUUCCUUCUUGCGGCACCCUCCAGGCCCCAGAGUCCCUCUGCCUCUACCACCCGAGCUCCAGCUUCGGUCCUCAAUGCCCACGCUGGGCGCCUCCAGGUCCGGUGCGGUCUGGAAGGUCUCAUUGGGGAGCUCGCUUUUCGCGGGCGUUUUCGACUUGUCUAGAGAGCCGUCGACAGGUCGGUGAUCAUGCCCCCCCUCAACUUCAGAGCCAGAUUGGAGCCGCGUCUGUCUCGAGAAAAGGAGACGCGCCGGCACACGCUGCUAGCGACCCUCUGGCGGUGGCGUGGCAGGCGUCGGCAAGAGAUGCUGAGAAGCACUUUAAGGAGGCCUUCUCAGACGUGAGAGCCACGUUUUUGAGGCAGAUUGAGGGCCUGGGGCUCCCUGCCUCUCUCUCCGCGAGCGUGGUGGCCUACUACGCCAGGCUCCUCGACUACACAUGCACAGGAGGCAAGCUUACGCGCGGCAUGCUGGUGCUCUACGCCGCCGCAGCUUCGAAAGCUGACACACCUGUGGCGACCCGUGGGUCCCCGUCCUCAUCUCCCCAUCCUGAGGCACCGGGCUCUGCCGCUGCGCCUGCCUCGGUUUCGGCUCUCUCUCCUUCAUCGCUUCGCUCGCUGGCGGCGCUCGGCUGGUGCGUGGAGCUGUUGCAGUCUUGCUUCCUCGUCAUGGAUGACGUCAUGGAUCGGUCGCUGACGCGCAGAGGCAAGACGUGCUGGUAUCGCUGCGAAGGCAUCGGCGUGAGCAACGCGCUCAACGACUCCCUCGUUCUCGAAGCAGCCGUGUACCGGACUCUGCGGGAGUAUCUCCGCGACCAUCCCUCCUUUCUCGCCUUCCAGGAUCUCCUCCUCGUCAACACGUUUACGACGCUAAUAGGGCAGCACCUCGACUCCGAGGACGCGCUGGGCUCCCUCGGCCUUAACUCCAGCCGCGACCGCCCUGCGUUUGUGGAGCCCGCGAGUCCCCAGGAGGCGUAUCCUGAGGAGGCGGGCGCGGACCCGUCUCUGAAUCUCAGCGGACAAGCCUGCGGUGGAGGCGCCAAUGCCUCGGCGGCCGGAGCGACUACUCCUCCGGUCGCUCCUUCUUCGCGUCCGCCGCUGGAGUCCCCCAAGGGCGCGACGCUCGCGGACGCGCUAGCCGAUCGGCAAGUCGCCGUCGCGCGCCUGAAAACGAGUCACUACUCCUUCUACCUCCCCACUGCGCUUGGCAUGACUUUUGCGGGCUUAGACGACCCAGCGCUCAUGACGCACGCGAAGGACAUCUGCCUAGCGAUCGGGGAAUAUUUUCAGGUGCAAGACGACUACCUGGACUGCUUCAGCGACCCGAGUGUGUCAGGAAAAGUCGGCAGCGACAUCCAAGAGAAAAAGUGCUCGUGGCUUUUCAUUCAGGCGGUGCGGCGCGCGAGCCCCGAAGAUCUCGCGACUCUCUUGGAGGUUUACGGCAGCGCUGAGCACGUCGCGUGGGUUAAGAGCCUGUACGCGCGCCUCGGCUUGCCUGCAGUCUACUCGCAGUACGAAGAGGAGACGCUCGCGAAGCUGAAGAAGGCGGUCGCAGCCUUCCCCCACGACGGUCUCCGGGCAUUCUUCGGCCUCGUUCUCCAGAGACUUCACGGGCGACAGAAGUAG
This is a messenger RNA of Besnoitia besnoiti, 1890 nucleotides long. Its product is annotated as polyprenyl synthetase superfamily protein. The record is from RefSeq and is a predicted model, not a curated record. Gene Ontology annotation, cellular component: cytoplasm. The transcript is spliced from 8 exons. NCBI's taxonomy places the organism in Eukaryota, Apicomplexa, Conoidasida, Eucoccidiorida, Sarcocystidae. Gene Ontology annotation, molecular function: dimethylallyltranstransferase activity; (2E,6E)-farnesyl diphosphate synthase activity. The coding region runs from base 1 to 1890 and encodes 629 amino acids. Gene Ontology annotation, biological process: trans, trans-farnesyl diphosphate biosynthetic process.